AUGCAGUUCCACGGCAGCACGACGACGAGCCGGGACUGGACCGACGACCCGCUCCUCCGCGACGCCUUCGCCUCGGCGCCCGAGCACUAUAUCGAGAUCCAUGAGCCGUCGACCAACAGCUCCUCGUGCAAGGUGGCCAUCAACUCCAAGGCGUCCUUACGUGGCCACUGCCACGACGCGCUCCUCGACUGGUACGCGGCCGCCGUCAUCUUUUGGUCGCAUCUCGUCAACUUUGACACGCUCCUCGUCUUCCUCGUCUCGCUUGCCGCGCCCAUUGCAUACUACUACUACAUGCCGAUCGACAGCAGCGGCGUGCCGCAGCACUUUAGCGCCAACCUCUCGUGGAUCCUCGUGACCUUUGCCGUCGUCUCGCCCAUGAUCAUGCAGAUCCGCCAGGCGUUUACGCGCAGAGAGAACGCCCUGGACGCGAUCGCCGAGAUGAAAGCGAUCGCGUCCAACAUCCUCCUCGCCAACACCGUCUGGAACUGGGGCAACAACGGCCGGGACGCGCUGCCGACCGAGCACAACGCGCGCGCCAAGCUGCUCCUCCGCGGUCUCCUCACGGACCUCUACACGUUUCUCGUCAUGCCCACGUUCACGCGCGGCCGGCACCGCUUUACGCAGAGCGGCGCGGCCGAGGCUCUCCACUACAACGCGCAGGUCGACACGCUCUACCAGCGCAUGAUGGUGGCGUUCCGGCAGCUGCAUUUCCAGGUCGAGACCAUGAAGAGCCUCGGCCUUCCGCCCAACGAAGCGUCGCGACUGAACCAGUACCACUGGUUUCUGCAAGCGCGCUUCGAGCGGCUCUGCAACAUCAAGCUGUACCGGACGCCGCAAGCGACGCGGUCGUUCACGCGCCUCAUCAUCUUGCUCUUGCCGUGCUUUUACGGUCCGUACUACGUCACAUGA
Saprolegnia diclina VS20 is the source of this 909-nucleotide messenger RNA. RefSeq lists its product as hypothetical. NCBI's taxonomy places the organism in Eukaryota, Oomycota, Saprolegniomycetes, Saprolegniales, Saprolegniaceae. The transcript is spliced from 3 exons. The coding region runs from base 1 to 909 and encodes 302 amino acids. The record is from RefSeq and is a predicted model, not a curated record.